GACUCUUCUGCAUAACCUGCAGCAGUCAUCCAACUGCUGACUCUUGUCUGGGUCUUUAGGUCAUCCCAAUAACACCUACUUAUCUUUUUCCUUCUCUUCAUCUUGUUCUCACUCAGGUUUCUCUGUCUUUUGCUGCAACAGCAUAUGCUUCUCAUUGCAGUGUUGUCCUUUCUUGGAAAGUAUACAGUUCAAUAUUCCUGCUAUGGCGUAGUCCUAAAGAUGCACUCCUGACCUGUAGCUUUUCCCCCAUCAAAUUACGAGCAAGUAUCUAUUAUUAUUUCUAAACUAUUAAUAUUUUUAUUUGUGAACAGGAAGACUACAUAUUUAAAAGGCUGAUCUGCAAAGGACUUGAGUUUGUUGCUUCUAGUUCUUGAAGAACCAGAUCCUCCUCGCUAGGCAAAUAAUAAUCAGAAGACUGGAUAUACGUAAUUUUUUUUAAAACUGCAGUGUAGUGCAGAACAACAACAAAAAUGCCUUAAGGAGCCAACUCAAGCAAAAAUAAACGUUCAGAAUCUUACUGAAAUCUGUUCUUUAAAAACAACAACAAAAAAGCCCCCCAAAACCCAAAAGAAAACAAAAAAACCCAAAACCAACAAAAAACCCCAGCAAACUUCAAGAUUUUUGGAAAGACGAGAUCAACAGUUUGAAGAUUCCCUGCACAGGACAACCUAGGUAGUAUCCAUUGCUGUAUAGCCUGAUCACCCUCUGCACCAAUAAUAAAAAAUGGCUGGACCAUUAACCAAAGUGACGAUUUGUAAGGACAAAGAAGGAAAACCUAAGUCUUUUGGAUUUGUCUGCUUUAAGCACAAAGAAUCGGUGCCUUAUGCAAUAGCUUUGCUGAAUGGAAUCCGUUUGUAUGGAAGACCAAUUAAAGUGCAGUAUCGGUUUGGGAGUUCUCACUCAUCAGAACUAAACAGCCCUACACAUGGUUUUGAGAACUAUAUUGACUUAUAUUCACCUUCAUAUAGGUAUCAAGAGCCUUAUGGAAAUCUGCCAUUUCCUGUUACUCCUUUUCCAAUGAACAGUAGUUUACCUCAUGAAUACUCAGGCUUUCAAAAGAUGAUGAACCAUUUUUUAGCACAGCAGUACACAGUACAGAGUCCAAUGGGUCAACAAUUUCCUUACUAUCAGAUGACUCCGCCACUGCCUUCAAAUUUAUCCUUUUCUCCCUGUCAGAAUCAAGAUGCAAAUUUUAAGUCUGCACGGAGUUCUUUUGAAUUGGCCCUGCCACAUUCAAGUGACUGUGAAGUGCGCCAGGUGGAUAAAAGCACCUCUAAAAGAAAGAGAGAACAGCAAACUUGUGACAGUGACACUAGUACUGAGGAUGACAAAAUGAGACAAAGAGAGCGUAACCAAAAAUACAAGAAGCGCAAAGCCAAGAAAAAGACGCAUUAAUACUGUGUAACUGGAAUAAUUUUUUUUUAUUAUAUUUGCUAUUUUUAUUUGAGAGAAAUUCAAUCGUUCAUCUUUGCACUUUAUUAAAAAAGGAAUGUUCAAGAUUCAUAUUAUUUUUGAAAUGUGUUAUGCAUAAAGUAUACUGAUACUUUAUUUAAUCUCAACCUAUUUAAAGAGGAAAGUACUACAGAAGG
Molecule: messenger RNA, 1589 nt
Organism: Gymnogyps californianus (California condor)
Lineage: Eukaryota; Metazoa; Chordata; Aves; Accipitriformes; Cathartidae
Gene: RBM11
Product: RNA binding motif protein 11
Exons: 5
Coding region: 724-1395 (223 amino acids)
Biological process (GO): regulation of alternative mRNA splicing, via spliceosome
Cellular component (GO): nucleus
Molecular function (GO): single-stranded RNA binding
Source: RefSeq, a predicted model, not a curated record